Messenger RNA from Rosa rugosa (rugosa rose), 1997 nucleotides. Its product is annotated as putative laccase-9. Gene Ontology annotation, molecular function: copper ion binding; hydroquinone:oxygen oxidoreductase activity. Bases 10 to 1932 code for a protein of 640 amino acids. Gene Ontology annotation, biological process: lignin catabolic process. The transcript is spliced from 7 exons. Gene Ontology annotation, cellular component: apoplast. NCBI's taxonomy places the organism in Eukaryota, Viridiplantae, Streptophyta, Magnoliopsida, Rosales, Rosaceae. The record is from RefSeq and is a predicted model, not a curated record.
ACAUACCUGAUGAAAGCAACAGAGCUAAGGAAAGCAAUAAAGUUAGUGAGUGUUCAUGCAACUCCUAACAUUUCAAUUACUUCACAAACAAAUGCGCUCAGCAGAAUAAUGAAAUCCAUGAAGAGUACUACUAGUCCAGUACUGAUGUCGACACAGUUUCUGGUGUUCGCUGCUCUUAUUUUCAUCCUACCGCUCUUCAUCUCUCUGGCUCGAGCAGAAGUUCAUUACUACGAUUUUAUAGUUAAGGAGGUAAACUUCACUAGAUUGUGUGAAUCAAAGCUCAUGUUAGUAGUAAACGAGAGCUAUCCAGGUCCAGUAAUACGAGCUCGCAAAGGGGAUACAAUUUAUGUUAAUGUUUACAAUCAAGGAUUUUAUGGUUUCACCAUUCACUGGCAUGGAGUAAAGCAACCAAGAAAUCCAUGGUUUGAUGGCCCAGAAUAUGUGACACAAUGUCCAAUCUCACCCGGAACAAAUUUUACCUAUCAAGUUCAAUUGAGCACAGAAGAAGGAACUCUUUGGUGGCAUGCUCAUAGUGACUGGACUAGAGCAAGCGUUCACGGUGCCAUUGUCAUCUUGCCUGCCAUUGGAACAACAUUUCCAUUUCCUGAGCCUGAUGAAGAGGAGAUCAUUGUGUUCGGAUCUUGGUAUUUGGGAAAUUUGAAAGAACAGGUUGACGAGUGUCUGGACCCUGCAACCAACUCUAACUUACCUAUAGCAGCUGGUUACACAAUUAAUGGCCGGCUUGGAGAUUUUUCUCCAUGCUCCAAAAAUUCAACGUAUCGUCGUAAGGUGGACUAUGGCAAGACAUAUCUUCUUCGGAUAGUGAACGCAAACAUCGAUGUAGAGUUUUACUUUGCCAUUGCUGAACACAACCUCACUGUGGUUGGCUUGGACGGCUCCUAUACCAAACCCAUCAACACAGGCUAUAUAGUGAUAGCCCCUGGACAAACAAUGGACGUGUUGCUCAACACAAAUUCGGCUCUGGGGAGCUAUUACAUGGUCGGAAGAGAAUACAUAAGUGCUACAGUUGACACAGUAUCUGACUCAGCGAAUGAUGCUAUUGCAAUCCUUGAAUAUAAUGGUAACUAUACCACUUCCGAAGCUCCUUUAUUUCCCCAACAAAUUCCCAGUUCCUUAUCCCAAACAGAUGCAUUCAACUUCUACGGAAAUAUUAGAAGCUUAGCCACCCCAGAGUAUCCUAUAAAUGUCCCAAAAAAGAGCGACAUAACUACCAAAAUGUACAUAACAGCUUCCGCCAACGCUCUUUACUGUACUCCAGAUUUAGGUCCCUCAUGCGUAAACAUAUCUUUUGCUGCAAGCGUCAAUAAUAUCAGUUGGGUGAAUCCGAGAGAAUCUAUCUUGCAAGCCUACUACAAGAACAUAAGCGAGCCGGUUUAUGAAACAGAUUUCCCAGACGAACCGCCUGUUUAUUUUAACUUCACUGAAAUAGCGAUGACACUAGAUCGAGUGUUGACAGUCCAAAGGACAAAGGUCAAGGUGCUAGAAUAUAAUGAAACAGUUGAGAUGGUGUUUCAAGGAACUGAUGUGAUGGGAGGUUCCGUGAAUCAUCCAAUGCACUUGCAUGGACAUAGCUUUUAUGUGCUUGGAUUUGGCUUUGGGGAUUUCUUGGCCGAGAGAGACUCAAAAGGUUAUAAUUUGAUUGAUCCUCCUUACGUAACAACGUUUAUAACUCCCAAAAACGGAUGGUUAACCAUAAGAUUUGUAGCGAAUAAUCCAGGUGUGUGGUUUUGGCAUUGUCACAUGGAGAGACACUUGACAUGGGGUAUGGAGUCUGCUUUUAUAGUGAAGAACGGGGGCACAACUGAGACUAAUAUGCUCGGUCCUCCAGCUAUCUUGCCUUCCUGUGAUGUUCCAUUGGAUUCUGCUACAAUCCAAAGUCACGCAGAAUUGAUUAAGAAUCAAAUAGAGUAAUUAAUUGUUCAUGUCAAUCUAUCCUAGUUAAUAAUGAAUUAUUCCACUUAAUUAAUGGGGGGAGA